UCGGCCGCCGUGCUCUCCAGAGCUCCCCGGCUGCUGCGAUUCCGUCUGAGACCCGGGCCACCCAAGGGGCGGUGGGCGCUUGCUGACCCUGGGCUCUGUAAAGCCCCGAAGGUAAAUCCGCCUAGGAGCCGGGCGGCUUGAGCGAGAGGGGACCAACGACGGGGCCGGGCAGCUGGAUGGCGGCGGAGGGGAGCGUCGCGCGGCAAGUUGUUUCUCCAGAAAGCUGAACUCGUCGCAAAGUUUCCUGUGCAUCAGCUUGCACCCUGCGUACUGGUGGCGGGCUUUUUCCGUGCGGGUGGUCUUUGGGCGCUGCAGGGACACGGAGGUAAUUGGAUUAUUCCGCCUGGGCACAGCCCAGAUUUCUGUCCCGGACCACGCGUUGCGGUGGGCGCAGAUUUUGCCCUAGAAGGGGUGGGUAGUCGACACGCAGUUGUGUCGCGCACAGCAGUCGGGUGACCGCCACACUCGGAGCGCGCGUCUGCAAGGCGUGCCUGUUUGUCCGGAGGCAAAGUUCCAUGAUUUCUUUCCUCUUUAGGCAAGACUAACUGGGUGCUCUUCCCUCCCGGGCUGACCUCCGAGUCUCCGCUAUGGACAGCGAGAGUGAAGUGGAUUUUUCUAGCAACAGCUUAACCCCUUUGUGGCGGAGGCGGUCAACUCCUCAGCCUCAGUUGCUGGGCCGGAGCAAGCCGAGGCCCCAGUCCUACCAGAGCCCCAGCGGGUUGCUGAUCACGGAUUUCCCAGUGGAAGACCGAGGGACGCUCCCCACUGUGCAGACUCCCACCCAGGUACCCACCGCUUCUGAGGGCAGGACCGUCCAGGGGAACCCCCUGCUUCUGUGUGCCCAUAGGAGGGUGGUGACCAAUGGGAGGACGAUCUCCCCGGAAUAUAGAGCUGUCUCUCCUCGGCUCCGACGGCCCAAGUCUCCCCAGGCUCCCAAAGCGGUGUUAGGGGGCUCCCCGAAAUCCCCAGCGAAUGGCACUGUGAUGUCCCCCCUACCGCAGCCUCUGCGCCCGCAGCGGACUCCCAACUCGCCCGCCUGCUGCAGCCGGGAGGUAGACCUGACCGGACUGACCACCAGCCCCCUGUCUUCACCCGCUGCAAAUGGGCUUUUCCCUAAAAUCGACACCCCAGGCUCUGGUUCGCGAUCUGGCCAGACGACUAAGGACCCUGAGCCGGGACCCUCGAAACUCUCUCCUGCGCCCCAGAAAAGGUCUUUGGAGCACAAACUCCCCCUCCAAAGGCUGCCCUCACAGGAGAACGAGCUCCCAGAGAAUCCUUCAGUGGUUUUGAGCACAAACAGCCCCGCCGCCCUCAAAGUGGGGAAGCAGCAAAUCAUUCCGAAGAGCCUGGCCUCGGAAAUUAAAAUAAGUAAAUCCAACAGUCAGAAUGUGGAGCCCCACAGGAGACUGCUCAAGGUGCGCAGCAUGGUGGAGGGCCUCGGAGCGUCUCUGGGCCCCGCAGAGGAUGAGGGCGAGGCGGAGAACGACGUGGACAGCCCAGGGUCUCUGCGGAGAGGCUUGCGAUCCACGUCCUAUCGCAGGGCGGUGGUCAGUGGCUUUGAUUUUGACAGCCCUACCGCUUCAAAGAAGAAGAACAGAAUGUCCCAGCCCGUCCUGAAAGCGGUGAUGGAAGACAAGGAGAAGUUUUCCAGUCUGGGAAGGAUGAAGAAAAAAAUGCUGAAAGGACAAGGAACAUUUGAUGGGGAAGAAAAUGCCGUCCUGUAUCAGAACUACAAAGAAAAGGCUCUUGAUAUUGACUCUGAUGAAGAGUCGGAGCCCAAAGAACAGAAGUCAGAUGAAAAAAUUGUGAUUCACCACAAGCCACUGAGGUCCACAUGGAGCCAGCUCUCUGCGGUGAAAAGAAAUGGAUUAUCACAGACAGUUAGCCAGGAGGAAAGAAAGAGACAGGAGGCUAUCUUUGAAGUCAUAUCCUCUGAACAUUCCUAUUUGCUCAGUUUGGAGAUCUUGAUACGAAUGUUUAAAAAUUCUAAAGAACUGAGUGAUACAAUGACCAAAACAGAGAGUCACCAUCUUUUCUCCAACAUUACAGAUGUCUGUGAGGCAAGCAAAAAAUUCUUUACAGAGUUGGAAGCAAGACAUCAGAAUAAUAUCUUCAUAGAUGAUAUAAGUGACAUUGUGGAAAAGCACACAGCGUCCACAUUUGACCCGUAUGUGAAAUACUGCACAAACGAAGUCUACCAACAACGCACACUACAGAAAUUGUUAGCCACCAACCCAUCUUUUAAGGAAGUACUAUCACGAAUUGAGUCCCAUGAAGACUGUAGGAACUUACCCAUGAUCUCUUUCCUCAUUCUCCCCAUGCAGAGGGUGACUCGCCUGCCCCUGCUAAUGGACACUAUCUGUCAGAAAACACCGAAGGACUCUCCGAAGUAUGAGGUCUGCAAAAGAGCGCUAAAGGAAGUGAGCAAGCUGGUUCGACUAUGCAAUGAAGGAGCUCGGAAGAUGGAAAGGACUGAAAUGAUGUACACCAUUAAUUCCCAGUUGGAAUUUAAAAUUAAGCCUUUUCCUCUAGUCUCCUCUUCCCGGUGGUUGGUAAAAAGAGGUGAGUUGACAGCCUAUGUGGAAGACACCGUGCUUUUCUCAAGAAGGACAUCUAAACAGCAGGUCUACUUCUUUCUCUUUAACGACGUGCUCAUUAUCACCAAGAAGAAGAGUGAAGAAAGUUACAACGUCAAUGAUUAUUCCUUAAGAGAUCAGCUAUUGGUGGAAUCUUGUGACAACGAAGAGCUUAAUUCUUCUCCAGGGAAGAACAGUGCCACAAUGCUUUAUUCAAGACAGAGCUCUGCCAGCCACCUCUUUACUCUGACGGUCCUCAGUAACCACGCGAGUGAGAAAGUGGAGAUGCUGCUCGGGGCUGAGACGCAGAGUGAACGGGCCCGCUGGAUAACCGCCCUGGGACACAGCAGUGGGAAGCAACCUCUGGACCGAACCUUGUGUGCCCCCCUGUCCCUCGCAGCACUGACCCAGGUGGAAAUCAUUAGAUCGUUCACUGCCAAGCAGCCAGAUGAACUGUCCCUGCAGGUGGCGGAUGUGGUUCUCAUCUAUCAGCGGGUCAGCGAUGGCUGGUAUGAGGGGGAACGGCUGCGAGACGGAGAGAGGGGCUGGUUUCCUAUGGAAUGUGCCAAGGAGAUAACCUGUCAGGCUACAAUUGACAAGAACGUGGAGAGAAUGGGACGCUUGCUAGGACUGGAAACCAACGUGUAGCCGCCCCCCCGCCCCGCCCCCCCCCCCCCGGCCCCAAUGGCCUUCCACGACCGCGAGAUUUGCACGACAUCCUGGCCGGCUGGUUGGUUCUGGGCCGGGUUUGUUGUUCAUUUUAACACAGCCUGAUUCAUCGGCAGAGUGACAGCGCUUUGCCCUUACGCUUGCCAGCUGGUUCUGCUCUCUCGGCAGAACAGCUACCGGGUACAGCGAGUUCGAAAGGCUCAGUGUGAGCACACGGUCCCCCUGCAGCCUUCUUGAGGCCCGCGGAGAGUCUGCCGAAGCGCCGGCCAGGCUCACCCUUUUCGGGCACGGAAAAUGGAUGUUGGGGCCUGUACCCUGGUUUUCUCUUUCCUACUUCGCCAAGAAUCUUACUGUCCCUCCUUUUAACCUCUCCUCUGUAUGGUUCCCCCGGUCUUGGCAAGAGUCUCUGUGUUUAAGGAAUGCCCGGUUUUGUAAAUAUUUUUUCUGCCUCUUACAUUUUAGGUCUGAUUCUAAUGCUUUGAGCAUUUCACAAGGAACUGGUAGAGCUCAAAAGGGGAGCUGCUGAGUUAUUCUAAACCUCUUCCCAGGAAAGGGAAAUUGACACUUGAAUUUUUGCCACCUCUUUCCUCAUUAGUAGGAGAGACACUUACUUCAGAGAUUUUCUUUUUAAACCCAACUGACCCGAUAUUGGUCUCCGAUAAGUAGAGCCUAAUAAAACCCUACUCAGGCUACUCAAAUAAGAUGGAAUUUAGGUGGUUCACAUAAGUGAAAACAUCCUGAACAUAGGAUUAAUGUUCCCAAAUGAGCUGAUAAACUGACAUGAGGCUGCUUUGCCUUUAAUAAUCUCGCCUCUUAUAAUUUCUUUAAUAAAGAUUUUCGACUAUUCCUACUCCUGUUUCUAAACAGGAAAUUGGCUGAAACACACUCUCAAGGUAAAAUUAGGCCCUGCCUUGGUAUCAAGAUGCCAGCAUGGCACCUAACCGAAACAUAACAUUUUGGUCUUAGCGGGAAUCCAUUUGAUAUAUACUGAAGGUCUUGCUUGCUGGAUUUGGAGGAUCUCUUAACCCUGGGUGCCUGCAGAACUUCAUUUCUUCCCCUGGGGCAAGGAGAAAGGAUUUUAAGUAGUUCGUUUCAUAGAGAGGGAAUGUGGGUUUGGAAGACAGAGGGGGGGAAAUGAUUUGUACUGGCAGCUAGGUUCCUCUCUAUUCCGUCUUCUUCGAUAGAGGGGUAAGACCUGGCAAAGCGUGCAUUAUUCAAGGACUCAGAUCUGUGUGUGACAUGUCCCACCUACUGCCUGCCAACCAGGUACCAAAUCCUGAGCGAAGUGAGCAAAGCCGAAGCCCAGGGUGGGAGCUAAGUAUGCUUACCUCACACACCCUGCAUCCUGCCAACUCAGCUGUGAGCCACUGUGGUACACCCGGGGCCUUCUCGUCCCUGGCUCACUCCCCUUGACUUAGGCAGACAUUUCUGGGUGUCAAAGACAUGCCAGGCCCUGAAUUCCUUGAGCUUUGGGCCAGUCAAUGAAGUAAUAGCAGUGGACGCAGCAGGAGAUUUCUCCAGGUUGGUAAAACAAGGCGUUGAUCUCCUCUUUCAUGUCACAGGCCUUUUAGAGGAGAGGUUAAGAAAUUGUAAUCUAAUCUCAUGUGAUGUUUGCAUUUAGGAAGGAACAUAAAUGUGUUGCUUGCAAAGGGAUCAUUUUGUGUUAUUUUUGCUAAUAUCCAUUUGAAGCUAAAAAGCAAUUGUAUGAAUCCUGUGAAUUAAUUUAUAAGUAGAGACGUUAAAGUCUGGGAAAUACAUGCAUUUUAUAAAUCAAAGCCUCGUUUAGCAAGCAGGUUAGUACUGUUAGCGGGUCAUGUUGUUAUACAGCGGGUGUGUAACAUAGUUUCAUUUCCACCGUGCAUUUUCAUUUUUAUAGGACAGUUUCUACGAAUAGCUUCUCAGAACUGUGUAAUGACUUCAGUGACCUGUGGAGAACAAAAAUACUCCUUUUUGUCCCAACAAAUUGAUACUGCUUGUAUACUUUUGGUGAAGUGAAUUUAUAAAGAUUUUUGUAUAUACUU
This is a messenger RNA of Mirounga angustirostris (Northern elephant seal), 5266 nucleotides long. It is a transcript of the gene ARHGEF26, whose product is annotated as Rho guanine nucleotide exchange factor 26. Gene Ontology annotation, molecular function: protein binding; guanyl-nucleotide exchange factor activity. The record is from RefSeq and is a predicted model, not a curated record. The transcript has 14 exons. Gene Ontology annotation, biological process: activation of GTPase activity. Lineage: Eukaryota; Metazoa; Chordata; Mammalia; Carnivora; Phocidae. The coding region runs from base 588 to 3224 and encodes 878 amino acids.